Molecule: messenger RNA, 1245 nt
Organism: Lampris incognitus (smalleye Pacific opah)
Lineage: Eukaryota; Metazoa; Chordata; Actinopteri; Lampriformes; Lampridae
Gene: adprhl1
Product: ADP-ribosylhydrolase like 1
Exons: 7
Coding region: 1-1077 (358 amino acids)
Biological process (GO): protein de-ADP-ribosylation
Molecular function (GO): ADP-ribosylarginine-[protein] hydrolase activity; magnesium ion binding
Source: RefSeq, a predicted model, not a curated record
AUGGAGAAGUUCCAGGCAGCCAUGGUUCUCGGUGCCGUCGGCGAUGCCUUGGGGUACAGAAAGGGCAGAUGGGAGAGCUGCACGUCAGGCCGUCAGAUCCAGGAGGAACUGGCGUCUCUGGGGGGCCUGGGGGCCCUGAGGUUGGACGCCGAUAACUGGCCUCUCAGUGAUGGAGUGCUGAUGUUCAUGACCACUGUGGAGGCACUUGUAACAGACUACUGGUGUCUCGAGGAUCUGUACCGGGAACUAGUGCGUCUCUAUGUAGAAGCUAUGGUGUCUCUCCAGGGAAGAGCCCCCGAUCCUGCGACCGUGGAGGGCUGUGCUCACCUCAAGCCAAACAACUUCCUGCUGGCCUGGCACACACCCUUCAACGAGAAAGGUUCCGGGUUCGGGGCAGCCGCGAAGGCCAUGUGUGUGGGUAUGAGGUACUGGCAGCCAGAGAGACUGGAGAAUCUGGUGGAGGUCAGCGUCGAGACGGGCAGGAUGACACACAAUCACCCGACAGGCUUCCUAGGUGCCCUGACAACGGCACUAUUUGCAUCCUACGCAAUCCAGGGGAAACCCCCCGUAGCGUGGGGCCGCGAACUCAUGAAGGUCAUCCCGAAGGCCGAGGAGUACUGUAGGAAGACCAUACGACACAUGGCAGAGUAUCAGGAAAACUGGUUCUACUUUGAGGCCAAGUGGCAGUUUUACCUGGAAGAGCGGGAGAUAGAGAAGGAGGGGCAGAACAAACCCUUGUUCCCCGAUCGCUAUGACGCCGAAGAAACAGACAAGAUGUAUAAACGGUGGAGCUCAGAGGGCCGCGCUGGCCGUAGGGGCCACGAUUCCCCCAUGAUAGCCUAUGACGCUCUUCUGGCAGCAGGGAGCGACUGGACAGAGCUCUGUCGGAGGGCCAUGUUCCACGGAGGUGAGAGUGAAGCCACAGGUCUGAUAGCAGGAUGUCUCUACGGCCUCAUCCACGGCCUGAGCCACGUUCCCAAAGAACUGUACCAGGAUCUGGACAAACGAGAGCGCAUAGAGGAGCUCGGAGCCGCGCUUUACAAUGCAGCGUGUGCAGAGAAGUGCUUAGAAAAGUAAUCCAGCUCAAUACUGGCCCGAACCCCACGUCCUACCAGAGAAACCGCAUGUUGUUCUGUGAACCGUUUACCUUUGUCCAACACUGACCACUACUGGUCAUUGGUGGCAUCUAAAUUAUCUUGCAAUUGAACCGAAAUCAGGAAUCAGAUUUAGCUUUUCAUGUCUAAA